Messenger RNA from Helobdella robusta, 982 nucleotides. RefSeq lists its product as hypothetical. The record is from RefSeq and is a predicted model, not a curated record. Bases 200 to 982 code for a protein of 260 amino acids. The transcript has 9 exons. NCBI's taxonomy places the organism in Eukaryota, Metazoa, Annelida, Clitellata, Rhynchobdellida, Glossiphoniidae.
CUCCCUCCGAUACCAAUCAAAGUGCAAAGGCUGCGUCGGGUGUGUUUGUGAGGGAAACCCUGGACCCAGAGGUGAACCUGGAAUAGACGGCUUGCCAGGCGUACAAGGAGAUUAUGGACCCCUAGGACCAGAGGGACCUUAUGGUGCCAAAGGAAAGCCAGGGAGUUUUGGAGAACCUGGUUAUCCAGGAGCCAAAGGAAUGCGAGGUGACGAUGGUCCAAGUGGUUUAAAUGGAUCUCCUGGAUUGAAUGGUAGACCAGGGCUUCCAGGAUCUCCUGGACCAAAAGGAUUGCCGGGAUGUGAUGGUUCAAAGGGUAAGAGGGGUAAAGUUGGUCCUACGGGAUUAAGUGGUCCACCUGGGUCACCAGGUUUCCCUGGCAUGAAGGGAGUGAGUGGAAAGCCCGGUUUAUUUGGUGAGAUAGGAGAUGACGGUCCUCAAGGAAUGACUGGUGAUCCUGGAGAUUCAGUUGGCCCAAUCGAGCCAAGUUUUGGCCGACCUGGGGAAAAAGGACUGAGAGGGGAUCCAGGCGACAAAGGCAUGAAAGGGAGGCAAGGUGAGAUGGGGGAUAAAGGUGAUGAUGGCUUUCCAGGUGCUGAUGGUUUUCAAGGUCGCAAGGGAGAACCAGGAUAUGCCGUCAAAGGAAUGAAAGGAAAUGAUGGUUUACCGGGUCAAGAUGGUCUCCCGGGAUUGCAAGGUGACCCAGGACCGAUGGGUAUGAAAGGGGAUCCAGGUUUUGUUGGCGACACAGUUAAAGGUGCUGCAGGACUUCCCGGCACACCUGGUCGCGAUGGCUCUCCCGGCUUGCCUGGACCUCCAGGGGCAGUUGGAUAUAUUGGAUAUCCUGGACCUAAGGGACCUCCCGGCCCCAAAGGCAAGCCGGGACAAGAUGGUAUGACUGGUCCUGUUGGUCCGAUUGUAAGACGUUUAUUUUUUAUUCAUUACACUAACAAUUUUGAUGUUGCUAUUGUAUUUUUUGUGUGA